Aspergillus saccharolyticus JOP 1030-1 is the source of this 784-nucleotide messenger RNA. RefSeq lists its product as uncharacterized. The record is from RefSeq and is a predicted model, not a curated record. Bases 191 to 571 code for a protein of 126 amino acids. NCBI's taxonomy places the organism in Eukaryota, Fungi, Ascomycota, Eurotiomycetes, Eurotiales, Aspergillaceae. The transcript is spliced from 2 exons.
AUUCCCUUGAAUUUUGGGUAUUCUUGAGCGUGCGUGUAUACUUAGACUUCUAUCUAUUGUUAUCGCAUUAUUUCAUUUUCAAGUAUGAAUCCUCACGCCUCAGAGCCCCCGCAGGAGCUGCCUUGCAAUUGGCUCCCCCCAACCAACUCUAACUCACAAAUAUGACCAGCAGAUCAAAAGCCGAAGCGUCAUGUUGACCUCCUCCAACUUUUCCCGGGCCGCGGUGCGCUCGAUGGCCAGCUUGACACGCGCUGUGUCCUCCAACUCCCCCGCAGCUGCCGCGGCUUUUGCUGCCCGCUCCCCCGCUGCGUUCAGUAGCCGACGUCUUUUGGCCUCCAAUAGCCGGGUCAUGCAGCAGUUCCCCCGCCUUCAGUCCUUAAACUCUACCUCUUCCAAGCGCGCCUUCGGCACCACCGUCAGAAUGGUGAGUCUCCCUUGUUCGCUAUCGAUGAGCUACGAGAAAUACGAUAAUAAAUCACGACGACGCUUUGCUGCGCAAUCCCCUACUCGUCGUUCUCGGAGCUUCUAUCCCGCACAACAAUUUGAUUCGAUGCAUAGGCGUGCAUGCUGACCGACCAUGGCUCUUCAGUCCUCUGCCACUCGUACCGAAACCGAUGCCUUCGGUGAAAUCCAGGUCCCCGCGGACAAGUAUUGGGGUGCCCAGACCCAGCGGUAAGAGCUUCGUCAUUAUUGCUCUCAUCUUCAUGCGAAGUUAUACGCCGUGGGAGUGGGGAACGAACAGUGACUGACAGGGGGAUAGUUCUCUGGGUAACUUCGACAUCAA